UCGGACGGAUGCGUCUUAUGGGUGAAAAAUCGAUCGAUGUCAAUCGGCGAAUUCGAAGGAAACGUUAACUAUCGUGAUGUUUGUCGUAGAUCAAAUAUCGUUUGGAAACGUGAUUUAUUUUAGUGCCAGGCGUAGCGACGUGGAGCACGUUGCUAAAGUGUGCUUUCGAUAUCGUUGAAGGAUUAUCGUUAACCGAUUACCGCUUCGGUAUCCAAGUUUAUAAAUAACGAAAUAAAGUUUCAUUCGUAAUACAGCCAAUACAACGAAUUAUAAGGUCUUUAGUGAUAAAAUGUGUCGGUUUCACGUAUCGAUAAUCGCUGAGAGGUUUCUCGCUUCGCUAUUUCUACCUUUCUAGAAAUACGUAUGGACGGUUUAAUGAUAACAUGUCAACAUUGAAAUUAAGUAUGCAGGAUAAGAAAGACUUGGAUAAAUUUACCAAAUUUCUGGCGUUAAAGGCUGCUCAAAUCAUAGUACAGUCCAGGUCAGGAGAGAAAGUAUGUACAAAGUGCAAACCAAAUUCAUCGGGUACAGAUUGGUUCAACUUGGCGAUUCAAGAUCUGCCAGACGUCUUAGCGGAGGCUAAGAGAGCGCUGUGUGGCGAGAUAGUAAAUUCCACGAUACCACUUUGUAUAGAAAUCUCCUUGAGAACCGUAGAAGGCGAUACGAUGGUUUUAGAAACUUGGAGUUUGGGCGUUUUACCGGAACACAGUGAUCCUACAGUAAGAGUAACGUAUACGGUUUACAACAGGAUGGGUAUUUUACUAAAGUCGUUGCUCUCGGUCUCGAGGAUUACUCCGGCUUACAAAUUAAGUCGUAGGCAAGGACCGGACUCUUACGUUAUCUGCUACAGAAUUUAUAUGGGGGAGCCUCAGCUGCAUACUUUAGGAGACAACUACAAGCACGUAAGAGUAGGACAACUCUGCACCCCGGUCGGUACCAUUCAUUUGUCCGUGUCGUACAGGACCAAAAUGACCAUUUCUCCUACCCAUACGGGACGAGAUUCGAUCAUGCUCAAGAGCGAUCACUUUCAUUCGGAUCUAAGUCCACGUCAUGCCCGUUAUCAGCAAAGCGAAGAAAAUUCCAAAUCUUUGAGCGAUACCAUAAAAGUAGGAGCGUUCGUCAUCAGUAAGCCCCCGAUGGUUAAUGAGGGAGAUUUGGUAAUACCGGACGUACCGUUCAGCUCUUUGCUGACUCCUCGACAAACGUCGCCGCCUCCCGGUUCUCUCGCCGAUACUAUAAAUACGAAAAACGUGACAGCAGGCGUUGCCACGGACAGUAACAACGGUAACAAUGAAAGACUGUCGAACGAUAACGCAACGUCAAAGUCUAACUCUCAGAAUGAGUCUAGAAGAAGUAGUUGUUCUAUGACCAGCGCGAAUGACGAUUUCAUUAUGGUAGAUUUGAAAACACCUUUCGCAAUUACCAAUACUAAUAGCGAUUUGGGAGCUUUUUAUCGAGAAUGUCAAAGCGCGCCUCAGCUUCAAGCAUUUAUGGAGGAGAGAACGUUGGCGGAACAAGUGGGAGAUCUUACUAAGCAAUUGGAAACGUUCGAAACGAACAUGCAGCAUUACGAAGACAUUCUAUCGUCGCUUUGUCAAACGGAAAACAAUAAUUAACGGGGAAAUUUUUCAUGUAUUUCGAUGUGUAAGAAUAUCAUUUAUUACACUAUGCACCCAUAUUUAUUGAAAUCGUUCUCAUCGAGUAGUAUAUUGUAUCGUUAUUAGGAAUGAACAUCAAUUUGCUGGUGCUCGUGCAACGAUCGUUAUUCGACGAAAACGGCUAGUAAACGCUUCACGAACGUCGCGCCGCUUCUAUUAUUUCUCUAUCAGAUUAUAUAGAAUUGAUAGAAUUAAUCUUUUACGAUGAAAAUUUUGCCAAAAUUUUAUUUCGAAAAUCAUGAAUCGUAUGGGAUAAAACAUUUAAAGAUAUAUGCCGUUGUUAAAUGUUUUCUUGAUUCUUAUAUACAUUUAAGAAGAAACGUUGGAUGUAACUCCUUGUUGAUCGACGCAAGCGUGGUGCGUGCGUGCGUGCUGCGCCUAUAUUUAUAUACAUAUACAUCAUAUAUUAACCCUCUAUACGCCAUGUAAACUCGUACGCUUAUAUAUAUAUAUAUAUAUAUAUAUUUUAAGUUUUAUUUUAUUUCAUUAUACUUUUUUUUGUUACAAAAUUUAUUGUUAUUUCAUGUUCAAAGUUUUUAAUAUUUUUCAAGUACAUCGUCCCUCGAUUUAAACAGAGUAUUUCUAGUGUUUUAUCAAAGUAGUACUUAAUUUGCGAGAACGAUCUGGAAUUCAAAUUCCGAUUUUCAUCGAUCGAAAGAACAACUUUUCUCUCUAUCGUACGAAAUAUCAUACGAUAUAUUAUAUCGCAAGCCAAACGAAAAAGAAAAAAAAACAAUGUGUGCUCGAUCGAAUAAGAAUUUGCAGCUUAUCGAUGUACGAUAAAUUCAGUAAAUAAAAAAGACAUUUUCACGCACAAAAAAGAUAUACGUGUUUUCUAAUCGCAUACGAAAAAUACCGUGUAAAUCGAAGGACGAGCGUAUGAAUUUUAUACUCGGUACGAUAUAAUUACGUUACUAUAAGUAAAUUUUGUAUAAUUUUUUUGUAAACAGGAAAAAAGAUUUGGUUAUGGAGGGUUAGUCGACGUUGUCAUUGUGUGUACGAAAAUGUGAAUACUAUUAUUGUUUAUUAUCGAUAAUUGUUAAUUAGUCUAAUUGGAAAAUUUACAAUUAUUUAUUGUCUGUAUAUAGUGUAAAUUAUUCUUUAGUACGAUUAUAACUUUCAUUGAAUAAACAAAUUGCGUUAUCUUA
Messenger RNA from Vespula pensylvanica (western yellowjacket), 2806 nucleotides. RefSeq names its product autophagy-related protein 13 (gene Atg13). The record is from RefSeq and is a predicted model, not a curated record. Lineage: Eukaryota; Metazoa; Arthropoda; Insecta; Hymenoptera; Vespidae. Gene Ontology annotation, biological process: mitophagy; piecemeal microautophagy of the nucleus; protein localization to phagophore assembly site. Gene Ontology annotation, cellular component: extrinsic component of membrane; cytosol; phagophore assembly site. Bases 384 to 1616 code for a protein of 410 amino acids. The transcript has 5 exons.